Molecule: messenger RNA, 1095 nt
Organism: Trypanosoma cruzi
Lineage: Eukaryota; Euglenozoa; Kinetoplastea; Trypanosomatida; Trypanosomatidae
Exons: 1
Coding region: 1-1095 (364 amino acids)
Source: RefSeq, a predicted model, not a curated record
AUGCCUUCUUCCAAUUUGUCGGCAGAUAAUCCCAAAUACCACAUUGCACGUGCUGUGCGGGUGGCGUCGAGCACAUCGUCGGUGGGGCGCAUAAGUGCAGACAAGUCAAAGUUCUGCAAGCGAUCUGGUAGUGCUAGCAGCGCCACGGAGGCGCGGAGUGCUGCGUCAGACGUCAUUGGUAGUGUGGGAAGGAAAAGGGUUGGUCUCUCCUCUUUAGACUCGACUCGCAUGAAAAAUAGCUCGGCAGACGACGCUACUCUCCGUAGCCAAACACGCCAGCCUUACUUUUCUCCCCCUCUUCACCCAAAACAGGUGAAGGAGUUUUUGGCUCGUAUGAGAGAGGACGAAGCCCGGUGUACCAAAAUGCAUGAAAAAGUUUGUGAGAGCAAGGGUAUCGCAUUUCACCCGACGAAACGGUUGAAUUGCCGGAGACGUUCAAGCAUGAUAGAGCAGCCAUGUAAUACUCCCCAGAGACGCCCAGUGAUAAGCUGUUCAUCAACGCCUUCACGCAAUGUACGCUCCCCCAUGUUGCGCCGAUCAAUGGGGCCAAAUGAAAUUUUUCGGCCGGAUCCUUUGCCGGUUCGGGGAAAAUCGCCCACACUCUAUGGGAAGAAAUCCGAUGUACAGCCACGUGCGGUGGCAACUGCCGCGGCGAAGAUUCCGGGCGCACGGGGAGACAAAAGAGGUGAAAAUGGAGCGGGAGGAGUGCCAAAAGAGGCGGCAGCGAGGCGGCAGCGUCCUGUCAUCUCUGUCAACUCGACAACGAGUGUCUCGAGAAACGGAGUCACUGCUACCGCCGCCAAUAAUCGGAGAGUCCAGCAAGGCAGAAGCACCACGCGGCAGCAAGUGAGGACCCAACAAUCGCCGUCUCAAGGCACACCGCUUCAUCAGGGUUUGCCUGGAGUUAGGCAACCUCCACGAAGAUCGCUCUCUGGGGUAAUUUCACCGAGUAGUGUUUCCCCAUGCUUGAAGAACUGCAGGACGGAGACGGCCCCGUACAUUGAAACCCCUGCCGGCGGAAAAUCGGAAGUGUGCUCACCGGUGAGACUCGUUUACGACGUAGUAGAUGACGGUUCGCUUGGUCUUGUCCGAUGA